ACGGGAAACGGCCCCCUCUCUCCUAGGUGUCUGUGGCGAGCCUUUCCUGUCUCAGGGUGUGUCUCAACUGCCAUCUUCUCGGCCGCCCUGCACUCCGUGUGAUGGAUACGUACAUUGUGGGGUGUGCUGUGUGUGUCGGUGACGGGCGAUAUGUGUCGAUAUGCUGUCCUCGUCUACGUGGACCGAGCCAGAAGGAGCAGCCGCUAUGUGCUGUGUUUGCAAGCAGUCUGGCCGGCCUCGUUGUUGUACCACAUCGAGAGGAAAAGAGGAAAAAAACGCACAACUAGAGAGAACUCCAUGUUACGUAAGCGCCCGCUGUUUGUGGCGGGACGCGACGGUUAUCAUCUGAUUUGUAAGGGCGUCUGCGAAUGUGCCAGCUCUGAUUGGCUGGCCGUGUCCGGUAGGCGCGGUGCACGGAGGAAACACCGGGGCCGGCCGCACACGUGCGCAGAGCGAGGGCUAGAUGGAGCGCUGAGAGGGCUGACGGGGCCGGUUCUGCGUGACUGUGUUUCGGGAAAAACGAGCGCGAGCUGGGCCCAGUGGGCGUGUGAGGGGGUAGCGGGAGCGAGAGAGGGAGAGGGAGGCAGGGCCAGAGGGAGAGAGACGGAGGAGGGUGUGAAAAAUAGACGGCGGUUUUCAUCUUGUAGUGACAGAAAGAAGGCAGAGGACGGGGACAGAGGUUCAAGAGGAGUCAUUACAAGCCAACUCAAGACACAGAUACGUAUGUACAGACACCAUCAAGAGGCACUACGGCGGCAAGAAAUAUUGGUAUCAGACAAGAGACGUGCAUGCCAAGCACAAAGUGAAGAAUGCAGGUUGCAGAACGCAAAUAAAGAGUGGCGAACGAUUACAAACAGUGGAUAGCGGAAACGCUUUGCCAAAGAAACAGAACAGAACAUCAAUGCAGAUGCACCCACGAUGACAGAAACGAGCAAAGGACUGUGUGCUGCAGGGCACCGAAAGAUCGCCUGGUUGGCGCCAC
Pichia membranifaciens NRRL Y-2026 is the source of this 982-nucleotide messenger RNA. RefSeq lists its product as hypothetical. Bases 151 to 864 code for a protein of 237 amino acids. Lineage: Eukaryota; Fungi; Ascomycota; Pichiomycetes; Pichiales; Pichiaceae. The transcript has 2 exons. The record is from RefSeq and is a predicted model, not a curated record.